Ciona intestinalis (vase tunicate) is the source of this 1469-nucleotide messenger RNA. RefSeq names its product evolutionarily conserved signaling intermediate in Toll pathway, mitochondrial. NCBI's taxonomy places the organism in Eukaryota, Metazoa, Chordata, Ascidiacea, Phlebobranchia, Cionidae. The record is from RefSeq and is a predicted model, not a curated record. Gene Ontology annotation, biological process: innate immune response; cell surface receptor protein serine/threonine kinase signaling pathway. Gene Ontology annotation, cellular component: mitochondrion.
GUAUAAAGUUUUACAACGCUAAACAGUUAAAAUGAAUCAUGAAUAUUAGUAAUGUUUUACACCGUCAGGCAAAAUUUGUUACCCGUUUUGGCAAACAGGCAGUUAAAAGACAUGGGCCUAAAUCACAAAACGGCGCGGUUCCUAUGAAGUUACUACACAUACACUGUCCUGACUACUCUAAAAGUUUAGUAAAGACGAAAAAUGUGGAAAUUAAUUUUAAAAACCCCAGGAAGGAAAUUACUAGAAAGGAGAUCGACGAUUGCGAAGAAGAACAGAUGAUUAAUUAUUACAUAAACAAAGCUAAGAGUUCUCUAAACAUCGUUGACGAUGUAGAUUAUUACGACAUAGAUCUAAACAAGCGAACCUUCUAUAAAUUGGUCGACAUUUGGAUUAGCGAAGCUGGUUUGGCUCGUCGGGGUCACAGAGAGUUUAUUCAAGCUGCAAUGCACGCUAUGCCAAAGUUUAAUGUCGAAUCUGACAUAAGAGCAUACGUUCGGUUAUUGGACUGUUUUCCUGACGGUAAACAUACGGGAAUACAUAGAAGCCAUUGGUUCUAUUCUGCAUUUCAAGACAAGAUUGCAGAUCACUCGAUUGCUGAAAACCUUGUGAGUCAAAUAAGCCAACACGGUGCUAUUCCUAAUGAUAAACUGUUCAAUAAAGCAUUGGAAAUAUUCGGAAAGUUUAGUCCAGCCAUGUUAGCUGUGAGACAAUGCUUAUUUUGGUAUCCACGAAUUAUUGCUUUUCAGAAACACCCAAUUUCUGUAUCAGAUUUUAAAGAGUUAUCGCCAACUGAAAUUGCAUUUCAUGGGUUGCGGCAAAUGAGCCCUGGUUUAGAUGCAAAAUUCCGAAAUUUUGAAGUUUUACAAUCUGAAUGUGAUGAAAUAUUAAACACAGACCAACUGGACUCAGUGGUUAGCAUUCAAACACCUGAACAACAGUCAAUGCUUGCAAAACAUGACCCAGAUUCUCCAGUUUUUAUACAAGGUCCUAAUACUGUUUAUGUUAAAAACAAACAGUUACAAUAUUAUGUCAUGCGCUCAGACCCAAAAGAAUUAAUACCUGCGAAAAAAGAAGUAAAAACUACAAUGUUAACCAGUAAAGAAUGGUGGCAGGAAUUUUACGGAACAGAUUGGGAAACCAAUAAAUCUUAUGUUGAAGGUAAAAAUUAUAUCUUUCCUGAUGAAGAAUUUUUUCCAAGGGUAGAGUUGGAGGAUGGCCUUGGUUAUACUGAGACCCGCAUAAAAGAAAUUGCCCAAGUUGAAAAAGACACUGAAAAAGUAGAAGGACCCGUGUAUGCCAUUGCAUGUACUGACUAUACCUCACACGCUGCACUGAGGACAUGGGUCCGUGGGCUAUUAGAAGAUAAUAAGAAUUUAUCCCUCUGUACUGUUAUGUUCCAGGAAGAAACUCCAUUUUUGUUGUCAGCUCCGAAAACUGAUCCAAAUGAUGAAUAAAUUAUUUUACACUAA